AUCUAGUCUUAGAUAAAAUCUACUCGUUAGUUUAGUAGAGAUUCAUUAUCGUGUCGAAUCUUAAAUUAGUCUGAGUUUAAUUACCCCAGCGUCUUAACAUGGAAGCCAUACACACUCAUUCGUCGAUGAAACGUACACUACUCAGCAUUUGAAAGUAGACCACUACUACCACCUUGUUGGAUUCGACUAUAAUGUUGCAGCCGGGAAAGACCUUGCACUCCUCAUCCUCACAGAGAAGAUCAGCUUCGACGAAUACAGGAUGCCACUGACCCCCUGUGAAGGGGAGUGGGGGGAGAAUAAAUAUGAUUAUAUGGUAUGGGCCGUGGGAAUGGGCGUCGUAAACGACUCUGGAAAGUGGCCGGACAAAUUGAUGGUAGUGCAGCUGAAUGAGGUUCCUGAGAGUGUGUGCAGGAACUUAUACUGGAGAUUCUCGAGCAACUACCCACCCCAAGGCAGUGAGAUCUGCCAUGAUGACCUGGCCAAAAAUACAGACACAUGUGAAGGUGAUGACGGAGGUCCUCUUUUCCUAGUCAGUCCAGACACUAUGAGUGCCGUUUGCCUGUACGGUGUUGUCAGUUUCGGGGUGGCAGGGAAGGGGUGCGGUCAUCCCGAAAUCCCAACAGUAGCUGCCCGAGUAUCAUCCUAUAUUGACAUGUUUAACCUUAAAGAAGACGAGAACAGUAGUUUCACCAGACGGGUGGACAGAAAAGGUGUUCUGCGUGAUGAGAUAGAGGUCAUUUAUGAGAAAAAUUAUAAAAACGAAGAGAGAAGGGUUUCAGUUGCCAGUAAGACAUCAAAGAUGUUUACCACAUGUUUAAUCGGCAUUGUAUUAAAUCUCAUUAUUUUUUUUUGAAUCGCUCAUUGUACCUAUCAUUUUUGGACAUUACAAUAUACCACUAUUGAGAUUCAUCCGUCAUUCUUAUUGCUUGGCAGGGUGCUCUAUGAAAUGUAUUUCAAUGUAAUUAAAUGUAUCUAUAUAUAUGAUAGCU
Symsagittifera roscoffensis is the source of this 989-nucleotide messenger RNA. Its product is annotated as chymotrypsin-like elastase family member 2A. Gene Ontology annotation, molecular function: serine-type endopeptidase activity. The transcript has 4 exons. Gene Ontology annotation, biological process: proteolysis. Lineage: Eukaryota; Metazoa; Xenacoelomorpha; Acoela; Convolutidae. Bases 260 to 853 code for a protein of 197 amino acids. The record is from RefSeq and is a predicted model, not a curated record.